GGCUCGGGGUGCGCGGGGGGACGUCCGCGAGCUGCCGGAGGGAUCUCUGGAAUAUCCAGAAGGUAAUCCCAUCAUGGCUGAACUCAAGGUGGAGACCCGGACCAGCAUGGACUGGCAGAAACGCUGCCUGGCCCUGGAAACCCAGCUGUUCCGGUUCCGCCUACAGGCCAGCAAGAUAAGGGAGCUGCUUGCGGAGAAGAUGCAGGAGCUGGAGCAGAGGCUGCAGGAGGCAGAGCAGAGAGCAGAGAAUGCAGAGACCCAGGUGGGUGUGAUGGAAGAAGAGGUGAAACUGUCCAAUCUGAAGAAUGUGGGCCCAGCAGGCAGCCUGCACCGGAAGUACCAAGAAUUGCUGAAAGCUGUGCAGGGCAAAGAUGAGCUCAUCGGCCAGCUGGAGGCACAGCUGGAGAAGCAGAAGCAGAUGAGAGCUGAGGAAGCAAAAGUUGUUCAAGAAAAAGCCGCAAAGAUCAAGGAAUGGGUGACGCUCAAGUUAGAAGAGCUUGAGAUGGAGAAUCAGCACCUGAAAAGCUGUAAUCAGCACCUGGUAGAGCAGGUGGGAGCCCUUCAAGAUGCUCUAGAAGCUCUUCAGAUGGCACCUUCAGAGAAGCUGCGGGAGGCCCUCCAGGGAACCCCAGAGCAGGAUUCUGUCCCUGCAGGGCCAGGAGCCCAGCCUAUGGGGCAGGACGGUGGUUCUCAGGCCCAGGACGCUCUAAAGUCAUCCCUGCCUGUGCCUUCCUCGAGUUCUCUGCCAAGCAAGGGCUCUGACCCUAGGGUGGGAAGCCCCACGGAGGAGUCUUGCUCCAUCAUGGUCUGUCCUGGGGGAACAUCCGCGGCCAAGACCCUUCCACCUCGUCUGAGAAGAGAGUGCUCUCCUGGCCUGUGCAUGAAGACUCGGACCCCCAGGCAUGAUUUGGCUUCCUGGGAUGAGGGCCUGGUCACUGCUCAGGGAGGGUCACUCUCUGGGACAAAGACCUCUGCCAGGGAAGGUGGCCCCGGCUGCAGCCUGACCCUACCGAAGGUGCGGGCUCCCAGCACCGCCCAUGACAUUGUCCAGCUGGCCAAGCGGCACCACAGCCAGCCCCAGGUGGGCGCUGGGCACUUCAACCACAUGGUGAGCAUCGAGCUUGGGACCCUCUCAGCCCUCCCCCACGCCAGCCUUCCCAAGGUGGCAGCCCCCGCUGAGCUCCGGGAGGAGCCAGAGAAGAUGGAGAUGGAGGAGCAACCCCCGGCUGGGAGGAAGGAGGAAAGAGAGAGCCUGAAAGCCUCCGGAGCUGAGCUGGAGGAAGUGGAUUCGGGAAGCAAACCACCCACACCCCCCCUGCACCGGUUUCCGUCCUGGGAGAGCCGGAUCUACGCUGUGGCCAUGUCAGGCAUGCGUCUCUCGGGCGUCCCUCUCAGAAGUAACGCCACCUGCUGUGGUUCGAGGCCUCCCCCGCUCUCAUCCGCUGGACCUUUCUCCGGCCUUGUCUACAGGAACUGCACGGCGCCCGUCUACACCGUCCUGAAGGGGAGGGCCACGCAGAUCAGCUCCGUGCCCUUUGUGGACGAGUCCUCUGGCUCCGACGACGACUGCAGCUCUCAGGCGAGUUUCCAAACUUCAGUCCUCUGCUCGGAGCCCCGGAAGACCAGUGGACUGGGCAGCCCCCGGGCCAUCAAGAGAGGUGUUUCCAUGUCCUCUCUGAGCUCGGAGGGUGACUACGCCAUCCCCCCAGACGCCUGCUCCCUGGACAGCGACUGCUCAGAGCCCGAGCACAAGCUGCAGCGCACCUCGUCCUACUCCACUGAUGGGCCGAGCCUGGGCGGGGAGUCGCUGGAGAAGUCGGGCUACCUGCUGAAAAUGGGGAGCCGGGUGAAGACGUGGAAGAGGCGCUGGUUUGUCCUGAGACAGGGACAGAUCCUCUACUACAAGUCCCCGAGCGAUAUCAUCCGGAAGCCUCAGGGUCAGGUGGAACUGAACUCCCGCUGCCAAAUCGUUCGCGGGGAGGGUGCUCAGACAUUCCAGCUGGUCUCUGAGAAGAAAACCUAUUACCUGACGGCGGACUCGCCCUGCUUGCUGGAGGAGUGGAUCCGAGUGCUGCAGGGGCUGCUGAAGGUCCAGGCCGUUGGGCCUCCAGCCCUGCCCCAGGGUGGCGCCAAGCCCGCCGUGCAGGGCUGGCUGACCAAGGUGAAGCAUGGCCACUCCAAGCUGGUCUGGUGUGCUCUCGUUGGGAGAACCUUCUACUACUAUCGGAGCCAUGAGGACAAGCAACCCCUGGGCCACCUGCCUGUGCGGGACGCGCGCAUAGAGGAAGUCGACCGGUCCUGUGACUCAGACGAGGACUACGAGGCUGGAGGAACCCGGCGGUUGCUGUCCUCCCACUACACCCUGGUGAUCCACCCCUCGGAGCACAGCCCCACCUACCUCCUCAUUGGCACCAAGCGUGAAAAGGACACGUGGCGCUAUCACCUCACAGUGGCUGCAGGUGGCAGCAGUGCCAGGGUGGGGACCGCCUACGAGCAGCUCAUUGGCAAGCUGAUGGACGAGGAGGGAGACCCCGACUCCCCGCUCUGGAGGCACCCCACGCUGUGCUACAGCCAAGCCGGGCUGCACACGUCCCUCACCACCCUGCCGUCCGAGGCCCUGCAGACCGAGGCCCUCAAGCUCUUCAAGUCCUGCCAGCUCUUCAUCACCGUGCCCGUGGAGGCCUCCUCGGUGGACUACCACGUGUCCCUGGCGCAGAGGGCGCUGCAGGUCUGCCUGGUCCACCCCGAGCUGCAGAGCGAGAUCUACUGCCAGCUGAUGAAGCAGAGCAGCUGCCGCCCGCCGCAGAAGCACUCCCUCACGCAGUGCUGGCAGCUCCUGGCUCUGUGCGCCCCACUCUUCCUGCCCCAGCACCACUUCCUCUGGUACAUCAAACAGCAGCUCCAGCGCCACGCGGACCCCAGAAAUGAAACUGGCCAGUAUGCCACCUACUGCCAGCGGGCAGUGGAGCGGACGCUGCAGGCGGGGGAGCGGGAGGCCAGGCCAUCACGCAUGGAGGUGGUGUCCGUCUUGCUGCGGAACCCCUUCCACCACUGCUUGCCCUUCAGCAUCCCCGUGCACUUCGCCAACGGGACCUACCAGGUGGUUGGUUUCGACGGCUCCUCCACAGUGGAUGAGUUCCUCCAGCGGCUGAACCAGGAGACGGGCAUGAGAAAGUCGUCCCACUCUGGCUUUGCCCUCUUCACGGACGAUCCUUCGGGCCGGGACCUGGAACACUGCCUGCAGGGGAGUGUCAAGAUCUGCGAUGCCAUCUCCAAGUGGGAACAAGCCCUGAAGGAGCUGCACUCCGGAAAGUCUGAGGGUGGCACUCGUGUCGCGAAGCUGAUGUACAAGAACAGGCUGUACUUCCGGAGCCAAGUCAAAGGGGAGACGGAGCGGGAGCGUUUGCUGCUUGCCUUCCAGACCAGCGGGGAGAUAACGGCAGGGAGGUUUCCUGUCAACAAGGAACUGGCUCUGGAGAUGGCUGCCCUGAUGGCCCAGGUAGAGUUUGGGGACUUGGAGAGGCCCCUCCCACCAGGCGCCAGGGGCACACCCCCUUCCAAGGCUCACCACCACCUGCAGCAGGCCCUAGACAGGUUCUACCCAAGGCGCUACAGGCACGGGGCACCCCCUGAGCAGCUGAGGCACCUCGGAGAUCAGCUGAGCACAAAGUGGGCAACGCUGCAAGGCUGCUCCGCUCCUGAGUGCAUCCGCAUCUACCUGACAGUAGCCCGGAAAUGGCCCUUCUUCGGUGCUAAGCUCUUUGCUGCUCAGCCUGUACAGCUGUCUUCCGAGGAGAAAGCUCUGGUGUGGAUUGCUGUGAAUGAGGAUGGUGUCAGCAUCCUGGACCACAACACUAUGCAAGUGCAUGUCACUUACCCCUACUCUUCAGUGACGACCUUCGGUGGCUGCCGGGACGACUUCAUGCUUGUGGUUAGAUCCAUUCCAGACCAGAGCUCUGGAAAAGGCCACAUUGAAAAGUUGACCUUCCGGAUGGCCACUCCCAAGGUCGCAGAGGCUGCUUUCAUCGUGGCCAGCUACUUGAACCAUUGCUCCGCAACUGUGAACCCACCCACCAAGCCACCCGCUGCCCACCAGCCGUGGGAGCUGGCUGCACGGCCGUUCUUUGCCUCUGUUCCACGUGCUGCCAAGGGACCAGCGUUGCUGUGA
Molecule: messenger RNA, 4168 nt
Organism: Molossus molossus (Pallas's mastiff bat)
Lineage: Eukaryota; Metazoa; Chordata; Mammalia; Chiroptera; Molossidae
Gene: PLEKHH1
Product: pleckstrin homology, MyTH4 and FERM domain containing H1
Exons: 29
Coding region: 74-4168 (1364 amino acids)
Cellular component (GO): cytoskeleton
Source: RefSeq, a predicted model, not a curated record